CAGGAUUUAGGCAACAGCACCGUGUACACGGUGUUCGCAAACAACCAUGACUUCUGGCAGCUGAUGGACAACUUCACCCAGAACGAAACAUGGGAGGAAGAUGAGGAGUAUCAAAACUUUGUGGAACCCUGCCAGUUCACAUUUUGUUCCCGCUUCAUCGGCGGGAUUCCAGUUUUCCUAGGGAUCACCUGCCUCCUGGGAAUUGUUGGCAACGUGGCGCUCGGCAUUGCCUUGACCAAAUGCCCUCGGUUUUGGGAUCGGUGCCAACCGGGCAAAGCGGAGCUCGUCCUACUCGCCCUCGGAGGGGUCAUCUAUACCGCCACGUUGCCGUUUUUCACCCUGGGCAUGGGCUGGAGGUGGGCCUUUGAAGACCGUCUCUGUCAGGUGAUCCACGGACUCAAAUUCGGCAGCCUCUUCGCUCAGGGUUUGCUGGCGGCUGCCACCGCCUGCCAAAGCCCCUGGGGUCUCUCCCGGCCGCUUCUGCCCACCCUGAUGUGGAUGAUGGGCUUCCUAUGCGCCGUCCCAGCUGUGUUGGUGAGCAGCACCAAUGGGCUUUGCAUCCCAGAUCGUAACACUGAGCUCCACGCCUGGUCCCUGGUCCACGUGUCCUUCUGUUUGGUGAUCCUGGUCUUCCUCCCACUCAGCGUGGUCUUAGCCACACUGUGUCUCAAUGGAUGUGGAAACCCCCGUUGGAACAUCAGCUGGGUUGUCUAUCUCUUUUGGGGUCCCUACGGGGUCGCGGUCUUUCUGGACAUGCUUCAGGAGGAAAUGACUUUUUCCCAAAGUUGCCGUUUUCUGGUACAUCUCGACACCUUUCUGGGCCUGUCGGAAGGAUGGGGGAUGCUCCAUUGUUACCUGAGCCCCUUCUUCAUUUUGGGGUUGGGCUUAUAUCGCCGAAAGACGGCAUAAAGAGCUCAGAGAAAAUUCCCACAGGUAGUUCUCAACUUACGA
This is a messenger RNA of Pseudonaja textilis, 951 nucleotides long. NCBI's taxonomy places the organism in Eukaryota, Metazoa, Chordata, Lepidosauria, Squamata, Elapidae. The record is from RefSeq and is a predicted model, not a curated record.